Aspergillus terreus NIH2624 is the source of this 1983-nucleotide messenger RNA. RefSeq lists its product as uncharacterized. The record is from RefSeq and is a predicted model, not a curated record. The transcript has a single exon. The coding region runs from base 1 to 1983 and encodes 660 amino acids. Lineage: Eukaryota; Fungi; Ascomycota; Eurotiomycetes; Eurotiales; Aspergillaceae.
AUGUCUCGGGUCGAUGGGAUAGAGUUACCUGUCUCCGGGGAAAGGGCCGAUUUCUUCUGGCAGAGCUUUGUCGAGCUCGGACUGAAGCGAGAAGUCAUUAUGAGAGAGCUGGCCUCUUACGCAUACGCCCUAUGGGAUAGAACGGGAGCACGCUGGGAUGGGUUUUAUGAAAGUGUUGUGGCUGGCUUCAUUGAACGCGGGAUGACGCAAAGGGCUAUCGAAUGGCAUAAGAAGCUCCAGCAUCCUCAUCUGGCGCAUCCAAACGAUGUUGUCCGGAUUCUCAACGCAGCGCUGAUGCUGCACCACCAAAGUGGACGAAGUCCUGCAUCUCCGGUCAGGCAUAUCGUUUCCCCUGGGCUCUCGGCCUUUCAGAACAUUUGCCGUGCUACCCCUGGCCACCGAAUCUACGGACCUGUCAUAUCAACGCUGCUAAAGAGUGACUGCAUCGAGGAGGUUUUCCCAAUGCACACAUUCAUGAUAGAACAAGGCGACCAUCCGUCCUCUUUCGAGCAAAUUCGUGCGUUGCUGGAAUACGCUGAGUCGUACGGUCCAUCGAAUUUUGUUCGCAAGCUACGCAGAUAUGUCGCCUACCGAUUUCCAGAUGAAACAAACGGAACUAAGCAUUCCAGGGACGGAGAACGGUCGUCCCUGCCAUCAAAGCAAACAGAGUCAUGGCCCCGAGAGAAACCAUUCAAAGAUGAAUUUGGUGCCCGGAUCUUCGCGACAAAGGCUCUCAAUUUCGACAUGAUCUUGUCUGGGUUGCGGAUGUUUAAUGUGCCAGCUAUUGGCCCUCAUUCGCUACGUGAAAUGGCCAUCAGAGCUCAUGGAGGCCAUGACAUUCUGGACAAGCUUCAACGACUGGAAAAGGCAGGCAUUUCCAUCGGAGAUAGUGUUUUCUCGCGCCUGCUUCGCAAGUUGGCUGCGGAGAAUCGCAGCAUUCUUCUGUCAGAUUUGGUCCAUAGCGAUCAGCACCCUGACAUGCUGGAAGAUGCACAAGCUCAAGAAUCGCUGUUGGUAUCGUACUAUAUCGCACGUGAUUGGCGCCUGUACAACAUGACAUCCGCCAUUCUCAGCGAACUCUGUGAUGAUGAGGUCGAUCUGUUGAACAUUCAUUUCCGGAAGUAUGUGGCUGCCGGCGACUUUGCCUUGGCAUCCAAAACGGUUGAUGACAUGGUUUUGCGGGGGAUGGCCUUGACGGGCCAAAGCAUUGACUACAUGGUCAGCCAGGUGCUUGCCCCACGCAGGUUGGGUGUUGGUCCGGUCCAGGGAUCGACCAUGUCUCCGGUACAAGAGGUCAACUUUGUUCUUCGCAUUCUCCAACGUGUGCUCCCAGCGGGUACAUCCGUGUCGCCAGAUCUCUGGGUAGAGAUAUUGAAACGUCUGGGGAUGACGGGGAGUUGGAAUGAGCUGCAGCGUUGCUGUGAGUGGCUUGCGCGGCAUUAUUCCUUCCAAACCAACCGUGCAAAAGUAUUUGACGCCUCGAAGUAUGCCAGUUGUGAAACAGCCACCGUCCUCCGACAGCGCAAUCGUCGCGUUCUGGAGACUAUUUUCAGCCGACGGAUGCAGGCCGCCAUUGUUGCCUGGGGGUUCAGGAAGCGGGUUUCUUCUAAGCCUCGGGAUGACCUGAUUCCCUGGGUCCGGGGGUUAACACUUCUUCGCACACUGGAGAAGAUCGGAGUUCAUCUCUGGGAGGACUCGAUUCGCCGGGCCUGUCGACAUCGCCUGGCCGUACUCUACGGUAGCCCGCGACAAUCUAGCCGACUGAUGAACCGGCUCUUGCGACGAGAGAAUCCGUAUAGCCUUGGACGUGUGAUCAACGAUAUCAAUAGUGCCUGGGGAGAAUCUCUAUUUACUGACCCAGAGCAUGGAGAUGUGCAUGAGUUGGUGAAUCCCCCCAGCUCCGGCAUGUCGCAGCGGCGAACCCAGCGAACGAUCUUUCGGGAGGCGCAUUUCCGACGGGGGGCGUUUGUGCGGACGAGAUGA